Drepanopeziza brunnea f. sp. 'multigermtubi' MB_m1 is the source of this 2052-nucleotide messenger RNA. RefSeq lists its product as uncharacterized. Gene Ontology annotation, cellular component: mitochondrion. The record is from RefSeq and is a predicted model, not a curated record. Gene Ontology annotation, biological process: lipid homeostasis; phosphatidic acid biosynthetic process. Gene Ontology annotation, molecular function: lysophosphatidic acid acyltransferase activity; carboxylic ester hydrolase activity. Lineage: Eukaryota; Fungi; Ascomycota; Leotiomycetes; Helotiales; Drepanopezizaceae.
AUGUAUAUGAGUUCCAAGGAAAGAUUACGGGAAAGGGAGCAGGAGAAGAAGAGGACGAACGGGCCAACGGGAGGGAGUGGGACAGGUCUCGGCGUAACCCUGCCAGAAUUCAACGGCGACUCGUUCAUGGCUGAGAACGUCAUUGGAGAAGAACCUGAAGAGACAUCGAACAAGGAGGACAGAGCAGCUCCCUUGCGCGACUCAAGUCCAGCCAUGGGCGGAGGGGGCGGUGGAAUUGACUCGGGGCGGCUCAUACCUUCACGGGACUCCUCUUUGCGGAAGCCAGCUUCAGCCAAGAAAAAACGGUCAACUCGGCGGUUGAGCCGACGACAUAAGGAGAGCAAAAACAACACCAUUGAGGAGCUAGACGAACAACAGCAGGAUCGCAAGCGCGAACGAAGCAAUCGAGACUCAAAGGCCAGUGAAGCGACAUCCAAGAUGACUGAAGCUUUGGACAGUCUGGAAAUGCCGCGCUCCGCUACAAACAAGCAUCAUUCUGAUGGUUCCAGGGAUUGUUUGAGCGUACCAGAAAAUGUUGAAGGAGUGGCUCCCGCACCAACUGUGAAUCAACGAAAACCCAGACAAAGUCCUGAACACGGUACCCGAUCAUCAAGCCAGAAUGGGCGAUCCGGAAAGGAGCACCCUGAACCUCCGGAUCCGGAGAAGCUCAAGCGAAGCAGCUUGCGGCUUAAGAGGUUAUCUACACCCCUCACUCCUCGGUCGGAAAAAGAAUCCAGGGCCAGUAGUUACUUUUCGAAGGCUGGCCCGCCCGAGCCAUUCAAGCCGCAAGCAUCAGCGGACGAUCGACCAAAUAGUGCUGAUUCUAUCGAUGAUGCUGUGGACGCAUACCUCUGCUCUCCAAGGUUAACACAGAAGAUUCGACAUCCGCAGACUGGUAGAACCAUCUCCUUCUCCGAGGUUGGCGACUCGGAGGGAUUCGCUGUCUUUUGUUGUGUCGGCAUGGGCUUGACAAGAUACAUCACGGCUUUCUAUGACGAGCUUGCCUUGACUCUUAAAUUACGUCUGAUCACUCCAGAUCGCCCAGGUGUUGGAGAUAGCGAGCCAUAUAACGAUGGAACAGCAACGCCACUCAGCUGGCCUGACGAUGUUUACGCAAUAUGUCAAUCGCUAAAAAUUACCAAAUUCUCGAUACUGGCCCACUCCGCAGGUGCGAUCUACGCCCUUGCGACAGCGCUUCGGAUGCCUCAGCAUAUCCGUGGUCGGAUUCAUCUUCUUGCUCCAUGGAUCCCACCGUCUCAACUGAGCGUCUUUGGAGCCCAAGUAGCUUCACCACCAGCGAAUUCUAUUCCAGCUUCGCAGCGUCUUUUGCGUGCCCUCCCCACUCCAUUUCUCAAGGCUGCGAACUCAAGUUUUAUGAAUGCAACGAGUAGUUCAAUAACAAGUAGCCUGCCCAAGCAGAAGCGUAACAAGCGCAAGUCAACUAGUCGUGAUGCCCCUGCAACUUUAGGCCGAAAUCCAGUCGCCCUAGGACUAGACAAAGAGAUUCAUGGCAGACAUUCGACGAUUUAUCCAGAUCCCUCCGAGCCAGGAGCCUUGAAGCGAGCAGCUAUGGACCUGACAGAUCAAAACCAUGAAGACGCCAUGAUAGCCGCGGCAGCGAACACGCUUGCAGACAAGAAACGCCAAAUGGCCUACGACGCGAGACUUACGCACGCGAUUUGGGACUUGGCUACUUCUGGAGCUAAUCCCGCAGUUGACCUCCUGGUCUGCUUGGAGCGCCGUCAUACGAUUGGCUUCAGAUAUGUUGAUAUUACCCGAGCAGUGGUCAUCCAUCACGGCAGCAAAGAUACGAGAGUGCCGGUAGAGAAUGUCAGGUGGUUGGGGAAGACGAUGAAAAAGUGCGAAGUAAGGGUGCUCGAGGGAGAAGGACACGGACUCAUGGCUUCGGCGGCUGUAAUGGGAGGGGUAUUGAUGGAGAUUGCCAGAGAGUGGGACGAUUGGGUGAAAGUCUCGAAUGCGGCAGGUAAUGGGAAGGUUGAGAGUCGGGCCAGGACUUUGAAGGAGAAGGCUAGCGCUGGAGCCUUCAGAUGA